Molecule: messenger RNA, 459 nt
Organism: Prorocentrum cordatum
Lineage: Eukaryota; Dinophyceae; Prorocentrales; Prorocentraceae
Source: the annotation of a GenBank genome assembly
AUGGCGCUCGCCCUGCUCCACUGCGUCCAGCUGCCGAUGCACUUCUCCUCCCUGAGCUGGAAGCUGCUGCUGGGCCAGCCCAUCGCGGCGUCCGACAUCGAGUCGGCGGACCCGCACUUCUUCAGAAACCGCGUCGCUGCGGUCCUGAGACCUGGAGGCGUGGAGGAGAUGGCCGCGAUCCUCGGCGAGCCCCUGCGCUUCGCCUCGGCGCCCGGCCCGCUGUGCGCCGAGGAGGUGGAGCUGGUGCCCGGUGGGCUGCUCCGCCUCGUGACGGAGGACAACAACUGGAGUACGUCCAGAGGCUGUGCGAGUUCCACAUCUCGGCACGCCUCUGGCCAGUUGGGCCCGCGGAUUGCGCCAGGGUUUUCAGGACCUGGUGCCCCUGGACUCCUUGUGCAGCGAGAAGGACCUGAGCGGGCACGACCUAGAGCUGCUCGUGGCGGGCUUGCCGAGUAUUGA